AUGGAGGAAACGAUAGCGACAGUAUGCGGAGCUGUGAAUGUGUUGUACACAGGAGGCGCUCAAACGGCAGAGGCACAAGAAUUUUUGACAAGGUUUCAAGAAUCGGAUGAAUCGUGGACAAUUUGUGAUCAAAUAAUCGGUCGGCAUACCGAUUCAUUGGCUUGUUAUUUUGCGGCACAAACUCUACGGAGCAAGAUUCUCAAACGAUUUCGUCAAUUACCUCCAGAAUCUUACGAAGCUCUUCGUCAAUCACUUCUUCAGCAUUUAGACCGACAUGGUGGUCAUGCUCAUGACCAACAAUCUGAAGCAACAGCAACGCAAUUGUGUCUUGCAAUUGCUGACUUGUACAUUCAGGUCACAACAUGGCACAAUUGGAUACUUGAAUUACUAACACAGUGUCAGUCUCUUCAAGGCGAUCGCACAAUUAUGACAUUGACUUUACUUCGAGUUUUUCCCGAAGAAGUUGCGGAGAUGAGAGGAAUUGGUGAAAAUCGGCGUCGUAUUGUUCGCGAAGAGCUUGCCAAUUGUGAGAAGCAGAUUAUGUCAUUUUUGUCGCACGUUCUCGAAAAAUAUCAUAAUGACAAUGGCAUGCUGAAUCGCGUGUUGAAGUGCUUAGAAUCGAAUUUGACGAAUCCAUGUAUGUCAACUGACUCAUUUGCUGAAGGAUAUCUUAUCAAUACAGUCUUCCAUAUUUUGUCUGCUGAUACAAAUUUACCAUCCACGGUGCAUGAAUCGGCGACAAAUGUGGUUGUUGCUGCUUUGUAUCGAGCUGAAGACGUUGAAACUCACAAAAAACUCGCGAAAGUUCUACAAAAGUCGAUUAUAACGCUACUUCCAAGUGCAUUCAAACGCGCGGAAGAGCAAGAAGAUUACGAUAAGCUUUUGAAUUUUACAAGGAUAUUUGUUGAAAUGUGCGAAUCAUUCUACAUUCAAGUUGUGAAUGAACCAUCAACGGACUUCUCAGCAGUAGGAAAUAUCGCUUGCCUCGAACUUCUUCUUCUCAUUGCUUCGCAUCACGAUUACUCGCUUAUUGAAAUGACGUUCAAUGUUUGGUACAGAAUAAGUGAAGAAUUGUUCAAGUUUGAAAAUGAUGAAGAUUUACAAAAAUUCAGACCUUAUGCUGAGAAAUUUAUUAUGGCGCUCUAUGAGCACAGCAAAUUCGAGCCUGAUAGUGGUGCUGAAUGGCCAGACGAGAAGAGCGAGUUUGUUGAAUUUCGGGCGAAAGUUGUCGAAGCUGUUCGAGAUGUUGUAUUUCUUGUUAGCACUGACAAUUGUCUGGCAAUGAUGCAUGCCGUGCUUCAAGAAACUGCUAAAAAAGUGGAUGCUCCUUGGGAACAAUUUGAAGCAGCUCUUUUCAUAAUGGCAUGUUGUGUUCAGAAUUUAUUACCAGAGUCAGAAGAGCCUGUGAUGCCUGAAGUGAUUGGUUCGAUCGUCUCGCUUCCGGCGAAUUCGCCGCCAGCUCUUGUUCUCACUUCAUUCACUCUUUUGGCUGACGCUAAUGACUGGCUGGCGACACAUACUCCAAUACUACCUCCUAUUUUGAAAUGGAUUUUGCAAUUCACACAGGAUCCGCGUUUUGCGCCAUAUGCUUCCUCUUGUUUGGAAAGUAUCGCUUCGAAAUGUGCUCCUGAAAUGACAUCAAUUCUUGACCAGUUGAUGUUAAUUAUCAAAACACUGGAAUCAAUGACAACAAAUGGUUUGAAAGCCGAGGAAGCUGCAAAUAGCAUUAUACGAGCUUGCUCGUACAUCAUUAAAAAUCUACCAAGUCAUCAAAUAAAGAUUGGAAUGGAAAAAUUGUGUGAUCCAAUUGUUACGUAUUUGAAGAAGACAACAGAGUUGACAACUCCAGAUGGUUUGCAUACAAUUGAUCAGAUCAAUCAUCAUAACAACAAUUAUCAGAAUGGAACAGCCGCUCAUGAAGCGAAUAAGGAAAAUGAAUCUAACAGCCAUCGAAAUGGUGAACCGUGGACUGCGAUCGCUGUCCGUCCUAUGGUUUGGAUUGAUCGUGUUGCGAGUGUUUUCAAAGAUAUUUGGAAACCGGAGGAUUCAAACCCCGUUUUGUGGAUUGAUACAGCCGAAAAACUGUUUCAUGCACUCAUUGAGGCGACAAAGAAGUUCCAAUCAAACUUGCGUAUGGUUGAACAUUCAAUUCGCUCGAUCAGGUCUAUGUUCCGAGCAUUGGGCCCCAGUUCAGUUGUGUUCGUCGAACCUGUAGUUCACAUGCUCAUGGAAGUUUAUCCUCAACAUCGUCAUUCGUGUCUUCUCUAUAUGGCAUCAAUUGUUGUGGACGAAUAUGGUGUCGAGGAUCGCAUGCGUCCUGGUCUACUUCUCAUGCUUAAAGCUCUCACAACUGCCGCAUUCGAGAUGUUGAAUUUGCCAAACGGUUGUAUCAAUAAUCCCGAUACGGUUGAUGAUUUGUUCCGAUUGGCUCAGCGCUUCACUUCGAGGGCUCCGUCAGUGUUCUUUAUCGAUAAUGUUUCAUCGCAUUUGUUCGCUUUGGCAGUCACAAAUCUUCAAUUGAACCACAAUGACGCAAAUCGUAGUGUUUCGCGCUUCAUAUUGGAAGUAUUGGAGCAGUUGUUUCGCGCGAAGAAGGUGCAAUAUUCGGAUCCUGGAGUUGUUGCCGCACAACACUUGAUAGCAAAUCAAGGAUCACAGCUUAUUGUGUCUGCUCUGAAUGCUUCAGUUUUCCAUUUGUCAGGAAGUCUUCAACGAGAUAUGGCGGAAAUUGUUCACAUGAUCGGCCGACUCGACAAAGAUAAACAAAAGGAGUGGCUCAUCUCAGCAGUUGCUUGCCUUCCGAAUGAUCCUGUCAAAGCAACUCCGCAACAAUUGCAAAAAUUCGUUGAAGAUGUUGUUGCUGAUUGCAAAUCGCAGUAUAUCAAGCCAUCUCAUUCCGAAAACAUGGCAAACCGAGAAAAGGAUGAUGAUGAUGAUAAAGAAAAAGGAAAAAAGAUCUUAAAAAAGAAUUCUCGUGAAGUCGUCGAAGAAAAUGAAAAAUCAGUUUGUCGUGUGGCGGCAACAACUCCUAAAAAAGCUAAAACGGGAUCUGACGAGAUUGGAAUUGCUGAAAAGGCAACGUCCAAGAAGCCGCCACCAAAAUUGACGAUGACUGAGCGCGAAUUGGCGACAAAUACGAUGAAAGGAAAAAAUUCCGAGAAAUCCGUGAAAAAGCCGGUAAUACCUGCAAACAUGCUCGCAAAAAAGGAAGAGGAUUUCACGACUCUAGAAAAAAAGUUGCGAGAAUUCGAAUUUUAUCAUGGAUUCAUCCCUCGUGAGGAUCUAGUUUCGAUGCUCAAAGAAAAGGGGGACUAUCUUCUGCGAGUUUCUGAGAUCGACGAGGGACCAAAUAAGGUUAGACGAGAAGUGAUCCUUUCGGUAAUACCAAAUUCAUCGACAAAAGAUACAAAAGAAGAUACAAAAGAUGGAGAGAAUCCGGAAAAUGCAGAGAAAAAGAACAACGUGCGGAAUGUGAUUGUGCGAAGAUAUUGCAACUUUUUUUUCAUUGAAACAGCUAAACCUUACGAUAAUAUGAAGGAUCUCAUAUCAUAUUACAAGAAAAACACGGGAACUGUGAAUUCGUUUGUAUUCACUCUCAAAAAUCCAAUCACUUUGCAAUCAUGGGAAUUCCUUCAUUCAGAUGUUACCAUUGGAGCAGUAUUGGGCGCCGGCGCUUUUGGUGAAGUUCGAAGUGGACAACUGAAAUUGAAGGAUGGAACUGUAGUUGAUGUGGCUGUCAAAGUGACAAAAGGCCAAGGAUUUUUGACGAAGGCCAAAAUCCGAGAAAUGAUGAAUGAAGCGAGGUUCAUCCGAAAUUUCAAUCAUAAAAAUGUUGUGCGGCUGUAUGGUGUGGCACACGAUGAACAACCGCUUUAUAUUUUGCUGGAAUUAGUUCGCGGCGGUUCUCUUAAAGAUCACUUGACAAAAAAUAAAGGCAAUCUGACGACAAUGGAUAAAAUCAAAUUUUCUCUUGGUGCGGCAAAAGGAUUGGAAUACUUACAUGGCAACAAAGUUAUUCAUAGGGACAUGGCUGCAAGGAAUUGUCUUCUUGAUGAAAAAGUUGUGAAGAUCACAGAUUUCGGCUUAUCGCGUCUCGGGCCGAUGUAUAAGCCAAAGGGUUCCUGUAAACUUCCGACCCGUUGGCUGAGCCCAGAAGUCAUUGCAACUCUACAAUUCACUUAUGCCUCUGAUGUAUAUAGUUGGGGAAUCACAUGCUACGAAAUCUUUUCUGAAGGCGCAGAACCUUUUGAAGGAAUGACUAAUCCUGAAGUUCGCGCUAGUAUUCAAUCCUCAAAGUUCCUUCAAAUGCCACAAAAUUGUCCAGAUAAAAUUAAAUCGGUGAUCGCAACAAAAGUGUUUGUUGAAGUAACGAAACGUGGAACAAUGGCCGAUGUUGUAAAAGAUAUCAUCGAUUAUAUCGAAGACGUUAGGUUGAUUCUGAAAUAUUCUAAAAUGCCUCUCAGUUUAGAAUAG
Molecule: messenger RNA, 4473 nt
Organism: Caenorhabditis bovis
Lineage: Eukaryota; Metazoa; Nematoda; Chromadorea; Rhabditida; Rhabditidae
Source: the annotation of a GenBank genome assembly